Messenger RNA from Empidonax traillii (willow flycatcher), 902 nucleotides. It is a transcript of the gene JAGN1, whose product is annotated as jagunal homolog 1. Gene Ontology annotation, cellular component: endoplasmic reticulum membrane. The transcript has 3 exons. NCBI's taxonomy places the organism in Eukaryota, Metazoa, Chordata, Aves, Passeriformes, Tyrannidae. The record is from RefSeq and is a predicted model, not a curated record. Bases 96 to 647 code for a protein of 183 amino acids. Gene Ontology annotation, biological process: vesicle-mediated transport; granulocyte colony-stimulating factor signaling pathway; endoplasmic reticulum organization.
GCGCCGAGCGACCGCCCCGGCAUCCGGAGAGCCCGCGGCCGCGGCCAUAGAGCGGCGGAAGCGCGGGCAGAGCGUCCCGCCCGCAGGACAGCGCCAUGGCCUCCCGCGGGGGUCCCCGCGCCCCCGGCACUGACGGCAGCGACUUCCAGCACCGGGAGCGCGUGGCCUCGCACUACCAGAUGAGCGUGACCCUCAAGUCGGAGAUCAAGAAGCUGAUCUACACGCACGUGGUCAUCUGGCUGCUGCUGCUGGCCCAGAUGUGCGUGGGGCACCUCAAGUUGCUGCCCCACGACCAGGUGGCCAUGCCCUACCAGUGGGAGUACCCCUACCUGCUCAGCAUCCUGCCCUCCCUCCUUGGCCUGCUCUCCUUCCCCCGCAACAACAUCAGCUACCUGGUGCUCUCCAUGAUCAGCACUGGCCUCUUCUCCGUGGCUCCCCUCAUCUAUGGGGCCAUGGAGAUGUUCCCCAUGGCGCAGCAGCUCUACCGCCACGGUAAAGCUUACCGCUUCAUCUUCGGCUUCUCGGCCGUCUCCGUCAUGUACCUAGUGGUGGUGGUGGCCGCGCAGGUGCAUGGCUGGCAGCUCUACUACAGCAAGAAGCUACUGGACUCUUGGUUCACUAGCACGCAGGAGAAGAAGAAGAAAUGAGUGGGAAUGGGUGGGCUCCAUGAGGUGCUGAAGCUCUGCAGCUCAGUCCUGUGGGGCAGCGCUGGCGCAGCUCCGGUGGGUGGGGGGCCCCCGGGGACCAAGCUAUGGGUGUCUGACCCAUGCCACUACCCCGGGCUCGCAUGUAACUUGGGGGGGAAGAAUCCCCGAGGGCUGGGGCCGUGGAGGGUUCCCUGGGGUACGUUCCCCUUCUUCUUCGUGUUGUUCUAUGGAAAUAAAGCACCGUCCGUGCUCCCA